AUGAACAUCACAAGAACCACCUCUACUAACACCAAUACUACAGCAACCGCAUCAAUGGCAGUUAUUACGACUUCCCUCUUGAUAGUCAUCAUCGGAUUGGUCGGAAAUGGAUUAAUCGUGUACGCGUAUAUCCGUUUUCGCCAGCUACAAACAAUAACGAACUACUUUAUUUUCAAUCUCGCAGUGACAGAUCUGCUAUUGGUUGCGGGCCUAGCCUCAUGGGUUAUGAUAGAUCUUUAUCCAAGUGAUAGACUUCUCGAGAUCGUGGUGGUUAACAUUGAUGUGUUGUGCUGCUCGGCCUCGAUGCUUAGCCUGACUGCUGCAAGCGUUGAUAGGUACCUUGCGGUGACUCGCCCUCUUAGAUACGAACAGCUGAUCACGAGAUCACGUGCUCGAAAAGCAACUCUUUUUAUAUGGGUAUACUCCUUGAUUAUGUUCGGACUUAGUGUGGCCCGCUACCUUAUGUAUAAAAGAGUCUUUGACACAGUUUUUAUGACAACUUUGACUAUCAUGAGCUUCGGAAUCCCCGCGUUAGCGAUGAUCUUCGCCCAUCUGAGUAUCUGCAGAUGUGCUUGGAAUGCUAAGAAAAGGUCACGUGACAUCCACGGCUUGUCGCGAAGACGGAGUAAAGAUAUCGCUCACAUUUUACGGGAAGAUUUCUAA
Porites evermanni is the source of this 663-nucleotide messenger RNA. NCBI's taxonomy places the organism in Eukaryota, Metazoa, Cnidaria, Anthozoa, Scleractinia, Poritidae. The record is from the annotation of a GenBank genome assembly.